UGGAUUUUAUUCAGUUUGAGCAAAACGAGCGCCGAGCGUGAAGCAAUGCAGUGACUUAGGAAGGAAUAAACGCUUGUUGUAGCUAGAAAUUUUGUUUCUCGCCACCCACUCUACCAACUGUUGGCAGUGGUGUUGCAGACAAAAAAAGCAUAAGAAAAACGAAAACAAAAGGCAAUAAAGUUAAAUUUAAAACGUUAGGAAAAACAAUAAGUUGUUUAGUGUGAAAAGGAAAAUCAAAAACCUCGAAAAUUGUAUUCCUACAGUGGGUCUUGCAUCGAUAGAUAGGCAAUCAAAAACACUUCAAAUACAACAUUUUCGUGUUACUCUAUUUGCUUAGUGUACGCUUUCGACUGAAAGCAGUAAAUAAGCAAAAUUUCGCAAAUUUAUUCACACUUUGGUGAUAAUAAACGGUUAAUUGUAAGCGAUUGCAAGGCAGCGUGGAGAAAACCGUCGCCUGUGUAGAAAAGGCGAGAGCAGCAAAGUGGUGCUUGAAAUUUCGACAGCUUGGCGUGAAAACGGUGGGCAUUCCGUUUUUAGUAUACCUAGAAGAGUAGCAGCAGACAAAGAAAUGUGAGAUUUGGGGAAAAUACAUUACAAUAAAAAAAAUGAAUAAAUAAAAAUAAAAACAAAAACAAAGAAAGCCGCGGCGAGGCAUCAAAGCAAGAAUUAAAAGACAGCGACAGAGCCUUUGCACGCAUUUCCAAAGGCUCAGUGGUCGCGUCCAAAAAUAGACAUACCGAAAACGAACAGAAAAGUUACUGCCUCAUAUCACCACCCACUUUGCAUAAUAAAUACGCACACCGCCGCCCACACGUCACACACGUCACACACUCAUACAAGCAGCCGCCUACGCGCUCCCGUUUGCAGUGUAUAACCACGACCGAAUACCAACGACCAACAUCGACCCGCAAUCAGAAAGGCGCAUCUUGGUUAAAAGCCGUAGCAGUGCUACCUCGCGCCUUGCAGCGACAGCCGAAGCUGCCUAACCAGCAACAAAAAUAAAGUAGUAUACGGUUUUAGAAUAGUAAUUUUGCGCAUCGAGCUAUCCCAACCAACGCCACUUAUCACUUGUCAAUUGCGAAUUCCACGUCAAGAUGUUCACACGUUUCAGCAAUCUGCAACGGUGGCAGUCACAUCUGUUGUUGUUGGCGUUCACGCUGAUGGUGCUGCUGUUCGGCACCUUCACGCAGGCUUUCAUAAUCAAAGAGGACGAAUCCUUCCUGCAAUCGCCCUACUAUCAAUCGCAGGGAGAAAUCGAAGAUAUGUUUGCACGCUUCGCCAAGACAUUCCCGGAGAAUGCGCGUGUUGAGACUAUUGGACGUUCUUUGGAGGGACGCAAUUUGAUUGUGCUGCAGAUUGGCAAGAAUGUGCAACAACCACGCACUCCACUCACGCCCAUGGUCAAGUACAUUGGCAAUAUGCAUGGUGACGAGACAAUUAGCCGCCAGUUGCUCAUCUAUUUGGCGCAGUAUUUGCUGUAUAACUAUGAGACCAGUUUGGAAGUGGCCAACUUGGUCAACACAACGGAUAUUUAUCUGAUGCCGACGAUGAAUCCAGAUGGCUUUGAGCGUUCGCAGGAAGGUAAUUGUGAAUCACUUCCGAAUUAUGUUGGUCGCACCAAUGCUGCUGGCGUCGAUUUGAAUCGCGACUUUCCUGAUCGUCUGGAAAAUCAACAAACCAUUCAAUUGCGUGCGCACACACGUCAACCGGAGACGGCGGCCAUCAUCAAUUGGGUGCUGCUCAAACCGUUUGUGUUAUCGGCGAAUUUCCAUGGCGGCGCAAUUGUGGCCAGUUAUCCGUAUGAUAAUUCAAUCGCCCAUCACGAAUGCUGUGAAGAAAGUCUAACACCCGACGAUCGCGUCUUUAAGCUAAUGGCGCAUACAUACGCCAACAAUCAUCCGAUUAUGCGACAGGGUCACAACUGCAAUGACACAUUCACCGAUGGCAUAACGAACGGCGCGCGUUGGUAUGAGUUAAACGGUGGCAUGCAAGACUUCAAUUACGCCUUCACCAACUGCUUCGAACUAACCAUUGAGUUGUCGUGUUGCAAAUUCCCAACAGCCGCCGUGUUACCCACCGAAUGGGGUCGCAACAAGCGCAGUCUGAUGCAGCUGCUGAAACUGGCCCAUAUCGGCAUCAAAGGCUUGAUUACGGACGCUAGCGGUUAUCCAAUCAAUGGUGCAAAUAUUGUGGUCUCCGGCCUGGAGGAUAAGCCGGUGCGAACUACACAACGCGGCGAAUACUGGCGCCUACUCACGCCUGGCAUCUACAAUGUACAGGCGUUGGCAUUUGGCUAUCAGGCCAGUGAGCCGAAACAGGUGCAUGUAACUAACGAGAACGGCGAGGCGCUGCGUGUCGACUUCACACUCUCACCGCUCGAGACGAAUUACGAUGGUGAUUUCCGUAAAGUGAAAGUGGAACGAUCCAAAGCGCUAACCAGCGAAGAUGAUUUCUUCACACCAACGAAAUUCGAGCAUCACAACUUUACAGAAAUGGAAAAGUUCAUACACAAUACCGCCGAAUCCUAUCCCAGCAUCACGCGACUCUAUUCGAUUGGCAAGAGCGUAGAAGAGCGCGAUCUCUGGGUAAUGGAGUUAUUCGUGACACCCGGCCAACAUAUAGCGGGCGUACCGGAAUUUAAGUAUGUUGCCAAUAUGCACGGCAACGAAGUGGUCGGCAAAGAGAUGCUACUGCUGCUAACGAAGUACAUGUGCGAACGUUACGGUGUCGACGAACGCAUUACGAAGCUGGUGAACACAACGCGCAUGCAUUUUCUAUACAGCAUGAAUCCCGAUGGAUAUGAGAUAUCACGUGAAGGUGACAAAUCGAGCGGUAAUGGGCGUGGCAAUGCGCAUAAUAUCGACUUGAAUCGCAAUUUCCCCGAUCAAUAUGGUACUGAUAAGUUUAAUGCGGUGACCGAACCAGAAGUGGCAGCAGUAAUGAAUUGGACACUCUCGAUACCUUUCGUGUUGUCGGCAAAUUUGCAUGGCGGCUCAUUAGUAGCCAACUAUCCAUACGAUGACAAUGAAAAUGAUUUCUCCGAUCCGAUUGCGCGGCUACGUGUCGCAACGACAAUGGGUCGCAAGCUGAAUCCAACGGAGGAUAACGAGUUGUUCAAGCAUUUGGCGUUGGUAUAUUCGGAGGCCCACCCCACCAUGCAUCUUGGCAAUCCCUGCCCGCUCUUCAAACAUGAACACUUCCCAAACGGCAUUGUCAAUGGCGCUCAGUGGUACAGCGUGACGGGCGGUAUGCAGGAUUGGAAUUAUGUACGCGCUGGCGUUUUGGAACUAACACUCGAACUGGGCUGCGAUAAAUUUCCAAUGGCCGAAGAGUUGCCGAAAUAUUGGCAUGCCAACCGUGAGUCGCUACUGAAAUUCAUCGAACAAGUUCACUAUGCCGUACAUGGUACAGUGCGUAGUUCGAUCGGUUCGCACAUUGCGGGUGCGGCAAUAAGGUUGGACGACGCAAAACAUCCAAGUUUCAGUGGUGCAUAUGGCGACUAUUGGAAGUUGGCGCUACCAGGCAGGCAUAACAUCACAAUAAUAGCUGACGGGUUUGCACCUUAUCGUGAGGAAAUUGAAAUCCCGCAAAGCACACGGGAAAUGCGACUGGAUGUGGUCAUGAUGCGUGAUGACCCACAACAUUGGUCGUCCGCUAAUGAUUUUCGUGUGAUAGAAAACGUGGUCAAAACGCGCUACCAUAGCAAUCCGGAGAUGAGACAGCGAUUGGCCGAGAUCGAGAAGCAGCAUGGACAGAUAGCGAUCUUCGGCUAUGCGGAGAGUGAAUUUGGCAUCUACUAUAGCUCGCUGAAGCUGACGUCAGAUAUCGGUGAUCCGGAGGAGAGCAAAUACAAGAUACUCAUACUCAGCUCCUUCUUCGACACUACAUCGCCGCUGGGCCGUGAAAUCACUAUGAAUAUGGUGCGCCACAUACUUGAGGGAUAUAAAGUACGUGACACGAGCACCUUGAACUUGUUACGAAAGAGUGUUUUGUAUUUUUUGCCAAUAACCCAUAACUUCGAUGUAAUCUUCAAAAUGUUCAACAGAAAUAACUCCAUUUGCGAUCCCGAACUGGGCAAUGAACUUGCCGAUCGUAUACUCGGUCCCGAAUCAGAAAAGAAACGCGAUUUACUGCUUCAAUUCUUUGAUAGCGAGCGGUUCGAUUUGAUGUUAACCUUCACUGCGGGCAGUUCAGAGUUAACUUAUCCCAAAGGCGAUCCGAUAAUUGAGAAGUUCGCACACGCCAUCAAAGAUAGCAAAUUCAGCGCACCUUCGCUCCAAUGUCCUAACACCAGCACGCGAUCGCUACAUCAAUCAGCUACCGAGCGUCUCACCAAUCUCCUCUACAAAAUGUACAACAUUCCACUCUUCAGCUUGGGCAUCUCCUGUUGUCGCAUGCCCGAACAAACGCAGAUCGGCGCUAUUUGGCGUAGAAAUAUCGAUAAAAUCAAGAAUUUCCUGCAGCUUAUCGAAACAGGUGUGGUAGGUGUGGUGCACAACGAAAAGGAUGAACCGCUACGCGACGCCUUCGUACGUCUUGUCGACUAUAGGCCGGUCUACAAUGUGACGCGCAAUACCGCACGUUUCCAAAUCAUCUUACCACCGGGUGACUAUGCGUUGGAAAUAAGCGCACCCAGCUAUGAGUCGACAGUGAAGCGCGUGGUAGUCACUCCACAGCAAAUCAGCAAUUUAGGUAUAGUGAAGUUGAACGCCUACACUCUGCUCACCGGCGUAAGUGAAAUACAUCGCUUAGGCGGCGGUGGCGAUUCAGACAACACAGGCAGUGCUACCUCUUUUACUGCUGCCGAAACUGCGACCAUUUCGGGUUUCAUUUUAGACGUAUCCAACCAUCCGGUCAAGCAUGCAAAAGUCUCAGUGAUAGCGCCACACACGCGUAACUAUCUUCGCAAUUUCACCGAUAGUCUGGGCGCAUACAGUAUACGUGGCGUGCCGCUGGGCGAAAUCACGCUGAAAGUAGAAGCUCCACGGCAUUUGGGUGCUCAACGGGUGGUUCAUGUGGAAGGUGGCGCGGUGCGCGGCGUCAUAUUCCGUCUAAAGGCUGACGAACAUGUCUGGGGUAUGCCGCGCUGGUUAUUCAUCAUGUUUGCUAGCAUUGUCAUAAUUGUCGCCAUGAUUCUGUGCUUCCUGUGUGUGCAAUUUCUGUUGGCCCGACGACAUCGUGUGGAUAAACGAUACUACAGUUUUUCGUUGCUGCCGCAAAAGGGCAAGGAACUGUUCGAAGACGAUGGCGAGGAUGGCGAAACGGAACUGUUCCGAUCGCCCAUUAAAAAGGGCAUGUCCAUACAGCCAUACUUUGAUGAUGAGGGUGUUGAACAAGAUCGCAGUGAAGACGAUGAUGAAAAUGAAUUUAAUGACGAUAGCGGCGAAGAGAUUGUUAUGCUGGAUAAACGAAAUUAACUGUGAUCUAAAAAUGUUGCUGAUAAUAUAGUAAAUAAAGAAGAAAAACACAGAAAGCAGCCAGCAAAUAUUUAUCCAAAGUAUGUAUGCAGAUGAAAGUCAGACUUUCAAAAACUUAAAACACAUUUUUUUAAAUGUAAACAUUUUAUAUAGAAAUAUGUAAAGCAAUUAAAAAUUAAGUACACAAACGCUCUAAUAGAUUAUUUAUCACUUAAAAAUGGUUUACGCAAUAUUUAAUUUGAGCGAAAUAAAUGUAAUUUAUUUAUUUUUAUAAACAAAGAAUAAAAAUAUUUAAAAUUAAUGUAAUAUUAUUAAACGGCACAAUUUAUUUUAAUAAAUGUAAUAAUCAUGUGAAAAAAAUUGAAAGCAACAAAGAAAGUGUCUUUAAAUAAAAAGCUAAAACAAAAUACGAACCACUACUGCCAACCUCUCCAAACGAAUCUCAUCUAAAAGUUAACACAAAAGUUCUGAUAAAAGUAUAUUAAUAUAUGUAUAAAAUGUAAAAUUUAAUGUGAAACGGUAAUUUUGCUAAUUUUUCGCCGUGCUUUUUCUAAAAAUACGUUUGUUCAACAAAGACUGAAAGUAAUUGAAAAAGAUUUAAAUUAAAUAAAACAGUGAUUAAAACUUUCAGGCAGCUCAUUAAAAAUAAUUUUCUGUCUAUUAUUUAGAUACAAAAAUUAAAAUCAAAAAAUAAAUAAAUUAUUAUUAGAUGUAUCUAACUUGCAUCUUUUACGAUAAAAAAUAUUAAUAAAUUAAACUUUUUGUGAUAAAAUUUUUCUGAAUUGAAUUGAAUUUUUUUUCAAAAUUGAUUGUCAAUAUAUGUCAAAUUUUUCAGAAAAGCUUCAAAAUUGGUUGUCAAUACAUAAAACAUUUUUUAUUAAUAAAUUAAAACUUUUUGUGAUAAAAUUUUUCAGAAAAACUUCAAAAUUGAUUGUCAAUACAUAAGACAUAUCUAACUUGCCCAUUUCCAAGCUUUUGAUUGGGAAAUAGAUGCCGUAAAUUCAAUUUGACCCAUUUCUUCCAAUUCUCAAAUUUUACAUUCAUUCCAUUAUAACAAAAAAGGUUGUCGGAGUAUAGCAAAAGGGUUAUCGGUAUAAAUUACAUUCACAGUAAAAUACCUGCCUGCGAACGGCUAACGCCAAAUAUAAAAAAAAUUUAAGGCACAAAAUAGCUUUUCGAAUAAUACGCAGCGCCAAUUUAAGAAAAUUUUGCGAAAAAUAUAAAAAAAUUUAGGUAUUAUCAACUCAUAAAAGCAUAUCUGAAUAUAUUUUGCUGCCUGUAUCUGUUUGUUUUUUCAAAAUUUUUAUUAGUUAAAAUUGCAACCUUCAACGUAUAUCGUAUAUCUAAUAGAAAUUGAACAAAAUUUAGUUAAUUUAUUUUAUUAUCAAUUUUUAUGGCCAUUCCAUAAACGAAUGAUAAAAAUUUGUGUUGUUAUUGACGGUGACUUCGCUGGGCGCUCCUUUCUUCGACAGCCUGGGGCAGUGCGCCAACCUAAAUUUAAUCAAUCUCCUCCAUUAUAUCAACAGCUUUGUCUGGCUGUAAAUAUCUACCUAUUGGGGGUCUCAUAAUGGUAUCAAAACGCCGCUUUAGUGCUAUUUGAGGAGUGCCAGACCGGCACUUCAACCAUUUCCCCUACCUACCUACGGUGACUUCAAAGUAGCUUAUGAACCCACUUUUUUUGUUCGUAACUGAUUCUUUAUUUUUUAUUUAAAAUUGUAUACUUCAGCCUUAGUUUCCGAGAAUGUAAAUGAUAAAAAAAUUGUUUGUGGAUAUAAAAUUCAUUUAUUUCUUUUAUAAAAUUUCUAUUGCGUAAAUUAAAUUUUGUACAUGUUAAAAAUUAUGAUGUUGAUUUUAAUUUUUGAAAAAUUAAAAGAUCACCUUUAAAUAGCUGUUGUACCACGGUACAAUGAAAAAAAUAUUUUCGAAAAUGUAAUCAAUCUUUUUUCUGGUUAAAAUUGUGAUGCUAGUACCGGUAUAUAAAACAUUCCACACCAGUUUAGGUUUUCCGCAAUUUUUUUACGUCAUCUUUUGAAAGAGGUUGUAUGUAUGUAAUUACAAAAAUUCAUAUUAGUAUGAUAGUUUUUAGCUAUUUUAUGAAAUUUGUUUUAGAAAAAAUAUUUAGUCACAGACUUUAUUUUUAUUUACUGGAAAAUGUAUUGAAUACCAAAACUGUGCAAUUAGUUAAGAAAAUUAAGAAAUAAAGAAAAAAUUAAAAAUAUAAAAUGAUAUUAAGCAGAUGACCGCCGCUAUGCAACUUAAUUUAUAAAAUUUACGAAAACAAUUAAUUUGAAAUGAAUUAGUGAAACCGGUGUGCAUAUAAAACACGGAUAAAAGAAUGUAUAUGUAACUCAGAAAGUAUAUAUAUGUGCACAUAUGUUACAUAUGUUUAUGUAUGGUUGUAUGUGCAAUAAUUAAUUUGCGUAGCGUCAUCUUUAGCUUGUAAGUGAUUUGUAUUUUUUACCGAAGAAAAUUAAUAAAGAGUAUGUAUAUUUAUUAACA
Messenger RNA from Anastrepha obliqua, 7916 nucleotides. It is a transcript of the gene svr, whose product is annotated as carboxypeptidase D. Gene Ontology annotation, biological process: proteolysis. Lineage: Eukaryota; Metazoa; Arthropoda; Insecta; Diptera; Tephritidae. Bases 1095 to 5417 code for a protein of 1440 amino acids. Gene Ontology annotation, molecular function: zinc ion binding; metallocarboxypeptidase activity. The record is from RefSeq and is a predicted model, not a curated record. The transcript has 12 exons.